Messenger RNA from Cicer arietinum (chickpea), 998 nucleotides. RefSeq names its product heavy metal-associated isoprenylated plant protein 12-like. The record is from RefSeq and is a predicted model, not a curated record. Lineage: Eukaryota; Viridiplantae; Streptophyta; Magnoliopsida; Fabales; Fabaceae. Gene Ontology annotation, molecular function: metal ion binding.
UGUAAUCACGAAUUUUCCAAAGACUUGAGUUGACUUCUUCUCUCUCUCUCUUUCUCCACUCACUAUGUUUUCUUUUCCCUUUAAAUACCUUCAAGCUUAGCUUAGCUUCAUCACAUUUUCUUCUCCUUUGUUUGGUUCACUUUAUCUUCAAGCUUAGUUUAGCUUCAUCACACUUUCCAUUCCUUUGUUUAGUUCACUUUAUCUUAUCGUUUAUAGCUGCACCGCAAAGUCAUCAAUGAAUAAAAUAGUGCUGCAAGUGGAUGUACAUGAUGACAAAACAAAGAAAAAAGCCAUGAAGGCAAUCUCUAAUAUUUCAGGUGUUGAGUCAGUGUCUAUGGAUUUGAAGGAGCAGAAAUUAACCUUAACUGGAGACAUAGAUCCUGUGCAUGUCGUAGGGAAGUUGAGGAAGUUAUGUAAUCCUAAGAUACUAUCUGUUGGAGCAGCAAAGGAGCCUAAGAAAGAAGAGAAAAAGAAGGUCACAGAAGAGAAAAAGGAAGAAAAGAAAAACUCAACAGCUGGUAUUAAUGUGAAUGUUUGUGAAGCAUAUCAUUAUCCUGUGAAUAUGAUGAGACAACCACAUUACUAUUACUCUAGUGUGGAAGAGAAUCCUAAUGCAUGUGUUAUCUCCUAAGUUUUACAUUAAUUGGAAAAAUGUAUCUCUCUACUUCUUCUUUUCAUGAGAUAUUAAAAAAAAAUACAUAGAUAUUGAUGGAUGGAUUAAAAAUUGAUGAGAACGUGCAGUGAUGAAGAGUGUGGUCCUAAGAGUGAUGAAGAGCUAGUUAAUAUGAUAUAGUAUUGCUGGCUUCAUGCUUGAAGGCUUAAUUUCUCUGUAUAAGGACAAAAAGAGGACAUGAUUAUGAACAUUACAUUUUGUUUUUAAUAAAUAAGAGUAUUUCAAUAUUAAUGUUGACUCUUCUUCUUCAUCAGUAGAUAGUAGAUGACAAUGAUCUGAUUAGUUGGGAUCUGUCAUGCUUAUUUAAAUGAAAUCAUUCCAUUAA